AUGACGACUAAUCUGCUUUGGUUAACCCUAUUGGGAAGUUAUAUAGUCCAGACUAAAUCAUUUUCCAAGAUUUUAGGAAGACCAACCCAUCAUAAUAAUAAUGAUUAUAACAAUAAUAUUAAACUUAACAUCAGUAAGAAUAUUAGUAAUAUUCAUGAUACGAAUAAUUCAAUCACAGAUGAAUCAAUUAAACCAAUUAAAAAUUUGUCUGUUCAAAUUGCCAUAGUAUAUUUUGCAGCAUGGUUUCUUUUAAUCCCUCUGGCUAGAUUUUGGAAUAUUCCAUGUAAAACAUCUUCUUUAGAUUCUAAUGACAUAAAUAACUUGUCCAAUAUAAAUUUAAACCAUGAAGAAUUCUAUAAUAAUAGUGGUAGUAAUAAUAAUGAUAACAGGGAUAAUGGAACGACUAUAUCCAUGCUAAAAAGCAAAUUUAAACAAGUCUCUAAGAUAUUUAUACUAUCCCUAUUAUUAUCGAUAACUGUAUUAUCAUAUACCUUAGCUUUAACAAUGACACCUGCAUUUGAUGUAACGUUGAUUCAAAAUACAUCUAUCUUCGAGAUUACUACUUUGUUAUACGGUGUUUGUGGUGUUGCAAAGAGACAAAAUGUUUUCCGCAACUUUAUUAUUAUGAUGGUGGCUCUAAUUGGGAUUUUAAUUGUAUCUUACACCAACGCUACUUGUGAUCUAUUAGCCGGUAAAUUAUCUAUAAAUAAAGAAACAGGUGAAGUCAAUGAUCCAUUUUUGUUUGAUAGAUUAAAAGUUGCAUUAUUAUGUGGCUUAUGUUCUUUAACUAUGGGACCCUUUGCUAUAUUAUCACAUAAAUGGUUAACAAACCAAAAACUUAUCACAAAUAAGAAGAAUAUUUUUGCAAUUGCCAUAACAUCUAUUUUGUUAUUGGUCCCCUUUAUCCCUAAACAAAGUUCAUUUUGGAGAGAUAUCAACAGCAACAAUAGUUCUGGUUGGUUAUUUUUAAUACUGGCUAUAGUUGGUGGUGUUUUACCAAACAUAAUAUCUAUUAUAUUGCUGACAAAGAAUUCGCCACCUGAAUUUAUUACUACUGCCAAUUUAUCUGUUAUUAUAUUGAUGGGUAUAGUACAAGGAUUAUCUGAAUCUGGUCAAACUUAUGUGGUUAGAUGGGAAGUUAUAGGAUAUCUUAUGUUAACUAUUAGCUCAAUUAUCUUAUUUUUCAGUUUACGUAAUAGGAAAUAA
Molecule: messenger RNA, 1206 nt
Organism: Arxiozyma heterogenica
Lineage: Eukaryota; Fungi; Ascomycota; Saccharomycetes; Saccharomycetales; Saccharomycetaceae
Exons: 1
Coding region: 1-1206 (401 amino acids)
Biological process (GO): intracellular calcium ion homeostasis
Cellular component (GO): endoplasmic reticulum membrane
Molecular function (GO): enzyme regulator activity
Source: RefSeq, a predicted model, not a curated record